AGAAAGCAAAGAGAAACACAAAGAUGCGUGAGGCCGGAGGAGUAUGGGGGUUCACAGGCUCGAGCAUGACAAGCCUUAUGUUCUUCUGGGCGAUGUACAACCAGUUUUUCCCUUACCAACUCCUAGCCCUGAUUAUGAAAUACGUAUACAAGUUGAUGGGAUGGGUUUCCACAUCUGUUCACAUCAAGUUGAUGGGAUGGGUCGACAAGGGCGAAGCUUACAACUCCAUACGCAACUACUUGUCCUCCAAGUCAACGGCUCGUGCGAAUAGACUCAAGGCUAACGAAAAGAGAGGCGGGAAAUCUCUGGUGCUCAGUUUGGACGAUCACGAAUCUGUCGAAGAUGUGUUUAACGGCGUUAAGGUGACAUGGUCUUCGAAUGUGACCAGCAAGCGUGAGGAUCAAGCUAACGCAGGCGGUUCUGAGGAGAGAAGGUACUUCACUCUUAGCUUCCAUACGAGGCACAGAGAGAUGAUCAUUGAGAGGUAUCUUGAGUACGUUUUGAGUGAAGGGAGAAAGAUUGAGAUCAAGAAGAGAGAGAGGAAGCUUUACACUAACAACACGAGUCUUUAUGCGAGGGAAGACAAAUGGUGUGGUGUUCCUUUUCAUCACCCAGCUACGUUCGAGACUUUGGCUAUGGAUCAGGAGAAGAAAGAAGGGAUCAAGAAGGAUCUGAUGAAGUUUGGCAAAGGGAAAGAUUAUUACAAGAAGGUUGGGAAGCCGUGGAAGAGAGGUUAUCUCUUGUUUGGUCCUCCUGGGACAGGGAAGUCUACAAUGAUCUCUGCUAUGGCGAAUUUUUUGGAGUAUGAUGUGUAUGACCUUGAGCUAACCACCGUGAAGGACAACUCUGACUUGAAGAAGCUCUUGCUUGAUACAAAAGAUAAGUCUAUCAUUGUGAUUGAAGAUAUUGACUGCUCCCUUGGUGUAGCGGGGCAAGAGGAAGAAGAUGAAGAGGGUAAGAAUAUAUCAUAUGUCACGGCGCUUUAUGAAGAAAGAGAACGGAGUAGGGUUACCUUGUCAGGGCUACUAAACGCCAUUGAUGGGUUAUGGUCAGCUUCUAGUGAUGAGAAGAUUAUGGUGUUUACUACAAACUUUGUGGAGAAUCUUGAUCCGGCUUUGAUAAGGAGAGGAAGGAUGGAUAACCAUAUUGAGAUGUCUUAUUGUAGGUUUGAGGCUUUUAAGGUUUUGGCUAAGAACUACUUGGAGAUUGAGUCUCAUGACUUGUAUGGAGAGAUUGAGAGAUUGGUGGAGGAGAUAGAUAUGUCUCCUGCUGAUGUUGCUGAGAAUCUGAUGCCUAAGUCUGAUGAAGAAGAUGCUGAGAUUUGUCUUAAGCGUUUGCUCAAGUCUUUGGAGGAAGAGAGGGAGAACUCGAGGAAGCUAGCUGUUGAAGAGGAGAAGAAGAAAGCAGAGUGGGAAGCGAGGAGGAAGAAGAAGGCAGAUCAAGAAGAGAAGAAGAAGACGGCAGAUCAAGAAGAUAAUUAG
This is a messenger RNA of Raphanus sativus (radish), 1481 nucleotides long. Its product is annotated as AAA-ATPase At3g28540-like. Gene Ontology annotation, molecular function: ATP binding; ATP hydrolysis activity. NCBI's taxonomy places the organism in Eukaryota, Viridiplantae, Streptophyta, Magnoliopsida, Brassicales, Brassicaceae. The record is from RefSeq and is a predicted model, not a curated record.